AUGGAGAGAUUGGCUGUGCAGAGCCGUGGCCUGCAAGGGGAGGGGCCUCCGCCAGGGCUGCAAAUUGAGUCCAGCUUGGAGGAGGCCCAGGUCCUCCCAAGGUACUCGUGUCCGGGUGGCGGAUUAGCUGCUGGAGCCCAGACAGCUGCUCGGCCCUCUCCCUGCACUAACCAGAGGUCACUGCCCCACCAGGUGCCCGGAGGUUGGAAGAUGAGGCUGUCAACAGCAGCCCUGUUGCUGGGUCUUGUGCUGGUGGUCACUGGAGAGGAGGAUGAAAACGACCCGUGUGCCUAUGAGCCCCUGCAGGAGGAAGACGCUGGCCUGUGCAAAGGCCUGGACGUUUUCUACCCAGAGUUGGGGAGCAUUAGCUGCAAGUAUGUUCCUGACUGCCACAACUACAGACAGAAGAUCACCUACUUGCCUGAGCCUAUAGUCAAGUUCCCGGGGGCCUUGGACGGCGCAAGCUAUAUCCUGGUGAUGGUGGACCCAGAUGCCCCUAGCAGGUCAGAUCCCAGAAGCAGAUUCUGGAGACAUUGGCUGGUAACAGACAUCAAGGGCUCCGACAUGAAGAAAGGGAAGAUUCAGGGCCAGGAAAUAACAGGCUACCAACCUCCCUCCCCACCGGCCCACACUGGCUUCCAUCGCUACCAGUUCUUUGUCUACCUUCAGGAAGGAAGGGUCAUCUCACUGCCUCGGAAAGAAAACAAGACCCGAGGCUCUUGGAAAUUGGACAGAUUUCUGAGCCGCUUCCAUCUGAGCGAACCCGAAGCAAGCACCCAGUUCAUAACCCAGAACUACCAGGACUCACAGGGCGACGAGGCUGCCGGAGGAGGGGGACAGUGAGUCCAAGAACAACCCCAAACAGAGAUAACUGCCUGCCAGGCUGCAGGCUCCGCCUUCCAGGCAUGUGUCCCCGCACUGCCUACCAGCGAGGGUCUGGGCAUGCAACCCCCCUGGGUCUAGACCCCCUUCUCUUCCAAAUUAAAAAGAAAAUCAUCCAGGGCUUGGUA
This is a messenger RNA of Microcebus murinus (gray mouse lemur), 1010 nucleotides long. The record is from RefSeq and is a predicted model, not a curated record. Lineage: Eukaryota; Metazoa; Chordata; Mammalia; Primates; Cheirogaleidae.